Poeciliopsis prolifica (blackstripe livebearer) is the source of this 1690-nucleotide messenger RNA. RefSeq names its product U4/U6 small nuclear ribonucleoprotein Prp4-like. Gene Ontology annotation, molecular function: U6 snRNA binding; U4 snRNA binding; protein binding. Gene Ontology annotation, cellular component: U4/U6 x U5 tri-snRNP complex. NCBI's taxonomy places the organism in Eukaryota, Metazoa, Chordata, Actinopteri, Cyprinodontiformes, Poeciliidae. The record is from RefSeq and is a predicted model, not a curated record. Gene Ontology annotation, biological process: mRNA splicing, via spliceosome.
AACGCGGCGUUCAGCAGAUACACACCGGAAGAAGUAGUUCUGACCCGGAAGCUGAUUCUACAUCCGGGUCAAGAUUUAAGAGACUCUUCAGCUUCGUUCUUCUGUAGCGGGUCGGCAUGUCGGACGAGGAAGACUCUGCUCCGGCCAUGAAGAAGAGCCGGUUCUACGGCAGCCUGGAGGAGAAGGAGCGUCAGCGCAUCACCAUGGAGAUGGCCAGUAGCGCUGCCGCAGGAAGUGAUGCGCUGAAGGCGGGCAUCAGAGCAGGAAACAUCAACAUCUCAUCAGGAGAGACCAUGGAGAUGGAGGAGCGUGUAAGCGAGCGCCAGCUGGAGGCGCUGGCCGAGUUUGAGCGGCGGCGAGCGCGACAGAUCACCGUCUCCACCGACGAUGCCGAGGUGAAGGCCGGCCUGCGGGCGCUGGGAGAGCCAAUCACGCUGUUUGGAGAGGGGCCAGCCGACCGCCGAGAGAGGCUGCGCAGCGUUCUGUCUGUUGUGGGUCCAGACGCCCUGAAGAGAUCCAGGAAGGACGAAGAGAGAGCCAAGAGGUCACGGGACGAGUGUCUGCAGACGUGGUACCACGAAGGCCCCGCCUCCCUGAAGGAAGCUCGCCUCUGGUUGGCCAGAUAUUCUCUGCCACGGGCGAUGAGGCGUCUGGAAGCUGCACGGGCUUUGAAGGAGGUUUCCGAUGCGACGAAGACGAUCCGCCAGCAGGAGCUGCACAAGUCGCUGAGGAAUCUGAACAACUUCUGCAGUCAGAUUGGAGACGAUCGGCCAAUCAGUUUCUGCCACUUCAGUCCGGACUCCAAGAUGCUCGUCACGGCGUCCUGGAGUGGCCUGUGCAAGCUGUGGUCGGUCCCGGACUGCGCCCUGAUCCGGACCCUGAGAGGACACAACACCAACGUGGGCGCCGUGGCGUUCCGCCCGCAAGGCGUCUCUCUGGACCAGUCAGACGUCAGCCUGGCGUCCUGCGCCGCCGACGGGACGGUGAAGCUGUGGAACCUGGAGAGUGACGAGCCAGUGGCGGACAUUGAGGGUCACAGUGAUCGGGUUUCCAGAGUUUCCUGGCAUCCGUCUGGAAGAUUCCUGGGAACCACCUGCUACGACCGCUCCUGGCGUCUCUGGGAUCUGGAGCUGCAGGAGGAAAUCCUCCACCAGGAAGGUCACAGCAAAGGAGUUCAUGACAUCAGCUUCCAUCCUGAUGGCUCCUUGGCCGCUACAGGAGGGCUCGAUGCCUUCGGCAGGGUGUGGGACCUGAGGACGGGGCGCUGCGUGGUUUUUCUGGAGGGGCACCUGAAGGAGAUCUACAGCGUUCACUUCAGUCCUAACGGCCAUCACCUGGCCACAGGAAGUGGUGACAACACCUGUAAGGUGUGGGAGCUGCGCAACAGGAAGUGCCUGUACACAGUCCCCGCCCACCAGAACCUGCUGUCCGCUGUCCGAUUCCAACCCACUGACGGUCAUUUCCUGUUGACCGGAGCUUACGACAACACAGCGAAGAUUUGGAGCCACCCGGGCUGGAUGCCGCUGAAGACGUUAGCUGGACACGAGGGGAAGGUGAUGGGCGUGGAUGUGUCACCUGACGGCAAGCUGAUCGCCACCUGCUCCUAUGACCGAACCUUCAAACUCUGGCUGUCAGAGUGAUGUCAUCAGUGACACUUUUUGUUUUUUCUAAUAAAGAUUUUGAAACAUGA